This is a messenger RNA of Neolamprologus brichardi, 7158 nucleotides long. RefSeq names its product plexin domain containing 2b (gene plxdc2b). The record is from RefSeq and is a predicted model, not a curated record. Lineage: Eukaryota; Metazoa; Chordata; Actinopteri; Cichliformes; Cichlidae.
AAACAGAAGAAGAAGGGUCAUUGGCUCUGAGGAGUUGAUGACGGCGAGAGCGCACUCUUCUCCAGGAGCGCAUUUUUAGCCUUUAUUUGUCUGACUAACGCUCUGCAUCUCCGUCCUGUGGGAUGACAUUACAGUGCAAGGACUGAGAUUCGCAUUUAUGCGGUCACUUUGUUUGCUGAUAUUUAUUUUUGCUUAAUUUUGGAGGCGGAGAGCGCGUUUACUGUCCAGGAGCGCGCGGCGUGGCACACGCUGGAACAAAAAAACAGCUCAGUGCAGCGCAGGCAGGUUUCCCUUUUAAAAGCAGCAGGACAGGCAGGAGAGUUACGGAGUCUUCUCGGGGGAGCGGUGUCUGUGCGUGACAGAGACGGACUCUAAAAGAAGACGAAGAAGAAGAAAAAAAUCGGGAUACUGAGAAGAAAUCGGCAGCGGGAACUUGGAUAUGGCGCCUGUGAAGACGUUCGACCUUUUUGUUGGAGUUGUUUUAGUUUUGCAGUGUGUGUGGAAUGUGCAAGCCGAGAUCACAGCCAGUAACGGGGUCCCAUACUCAUACGUGCAGGAGCAGGCGAGAGAUGAGGAUACAGCUGUUGACGUGAAGCUUUACAGUCACCGGUGGAGGAGAUGGCUCCCCCCAAAGCCUCGUAACAUGGACAGUAACAGAGCCAGUCAGGAGCAGGACCAGGAGCGUGAACAGGAGGAGCCUGAAGGCUUCCCAGGCCUGGUUUCAGCAGAGGAAGCAGACAACAGCUCCCAGAUAGAGGAGGAUACACAUCACAACUACUACACAUCAAAAACGUACGGCCCUUCAGAUCCGAUGAGCAAGGGCUUGUGGGUAAAUAUCGACCAGAUGGACAAGGACAAAGUGAAGAUCCACGGCAUUCUGUCCAACACACACAGACAAGCUGCGAGAGUUAAUCUGUCCUUCGAUUUUCCUUUUUACGGACAUUACCUGCGUGAAAUCACAGUGGCGACCGGUGGGUUCAUCUACACUGGUGACGUGGUCCACCGGAUGCUAACAGCUACACAGUACAUUGCUCCGCUAAUGGCUAACUUUGACCCAAGUCUCUCCAGAAACUCUACUGUCAUCUACUCUGACAACGGAACUGCUCUGGUUGUGCAGUGGGACCACGUCCACCUGCAGGACAACUACAGCCUGGGAAGUUUCACUUUCCAGGCCACAUUGCACAAGACUGGUAGGAUCGUCUUCGCCUACAAAGAGAUCCCCGUUGAGGUGUCACAGAUCAGCUCUGUCAAUCACCCGGUGAAAGUUGGCCUGUCUGACGCCUUUGUGUUGGUCCACAAGAUCCAGCAGAUACCCAAUGUGAGGCGGAGGACGAUCUAUGAGUACCACCGUGUGGAGCUGACUAAGACAAAGAUCACCAACUCUACAGCUGUGGAAAUGAUGCCUUUACCCACCUGCUUGCAGUUCACCAGCUGUAGCUCCUGCAUCUCCUCACAGAUCAGCUUCAACUGUAGCUGGUGCCAUCGGCUCAACAGAUGUUCCACUGGCUUUGACCGCCAUCACCAGGACUGGAUGGACAGUAGCUGCCCAGAUGAGACCAAGGACAAGAUGUGUGACAUCGCAGACACUACGUACCUUUACCCUUUCACCACCACGGUUGCUGCCAAAACAACACCCAAGGGGAAGGAGGCCACUGCAGGCAGGGAAACACCCUCCACCUCCCACCCCCCCACCAGCGUCCCCACUGAAGAUGACACCAAGAUCGCUCUGCAUCUCAGAGACAACCAGGUGAUGCCAGCUGACAGUGCUGUAGACCGGGUGAAAGGCACUCAUCCUCUUCACACUGGUUUGAUCCUGGGCAUCUUGCUGGUGAUGCUUAUCAUGAUUGCAGGCGUGCUGAUCACAGUCUACAUCUACCAUCACCCGACCUCUGCAGCCAGCCUCUUCCUUAUCGAGAGACGUCCGAGCAGGUGGCCUGCCAUGAAGUUUCGCAGGGGGUCGGGUCACCCAGCCUACGCGGAGGUGGAGCCAGUGGGCCAGGAGAAGGAGGGCUUCAUCGAGUCCGAGCAGUGCUGAGGGAGGAGGGGGCAUCCACAUCCCUCCCUCCCCUCCGCAGCCUCCCUCCUGUGCUAGCCCUCCUCUCUCCUGCUCCACGGGCACUUCUCACCUGGAACCUCCAGGAUGCGCUUAUCGGUGGAGGAGCUCAGUGUACACAAUGACUCGUUAAGACUGUACAAUUGGCCCAUUGAGCGCUAGAUGAGACUGGAUACAGUGACCGAUGACAUGAGAAAGUGAGACACCCCUGAAGACUAUCCCCAGACAUACCCACUGUUCAGCUCCCGUUAGCAAGGAGCUGAGCUGCCGGGGGGCAGAGGGAGGGAACAGCGCAGACGUCAUCGACUCUGCAUUCGUUGAGAGUUUUUUACGACUGCUAUCGCGUUGCCAUGGUGGGACUGUACAGCUUGACUGAUAGCCGUGUGUCUGGUUGGGUUGGGGAGCAGGGUGAAUUAUACAAUAUAUAUUUUCAGGAUCAAUACAGAGUGUGUGAACGAAGAUGUCCACUUUAUUGUCCAUGGGGGUUACACAUUAUAGGCCUUUGUAUAUCCAUCAGGUUUUUCCUUCUUUUCCUUUUCCUUUCUCUAUGUUUUCACAGGGGUUGGCGCAUUUAUCUGUACAGACCGUCGGUAUUGCUUUUCAAUACCUUAGCAGGCUUAAAUGACUUUUCCACAGUCCACUCUGCACAGAGAGGCUGUGACUGCGUGAUAUGACGCGAGCUGAACUCGAUCGAUCACAGCUGGGAGUAAAGCUCUGAACAUUCGGCAUCGGUGUUGAAUUAGUUUGUGAUUUUUGGGGGCUGGUUUCAUUUUGUGAAAAUGAAGUGUAAGGUGGGGUUUUUUUGUUGUUGUUUUUUUUAAUGGGUGAUGGACACUAUCCUGCCCUUUUGCAUUGAUUUCUUUACUGCCGUGCCAUUUCGUCCCUGAGUAGAGUUUGCACUUCUUUUUUGUUUCUCAUUCGACAUGUGGUACUAAUGCAAAAUUACAAGACAGGCGCUUGUGAGUGUGAAUAUAUUUUCUGGAGUGUAAGUGAUUCUCGUGUGUGAAUACAGAAGACAGUUUACAGUAGUGAUUGGAUAUCCACCUGCUAUAUGGGUGCAUAUAUUUGAGCUGGCUCUUAUUGAUCUUACUUAGAAGUAUCUGGAUACAGUUUGCGUGAGCCAGAAAACACACUGGUCUGGUUGGAGAUUUGAUUCAUUUUUAUAGUGUCGGUUUAUUUUCCAGUUGUUGCCAAGCGUAACCAGUUCUGUGUCCACAUUUGAUAGCUGUCAUGUCACCGUAGUAAUGUAUAUACCAAGGCCAAAACAUUUGCAGAUUCAGGUAAUUCAUGGCAAACAUUUGCAGUAUAGCAGUGAUGAGAAUCUUCUUUUCUUAUUUUUUAUGAGUGGCCUUUUUUUCUCUACUUUUUUACUUAAAUGUGAAUAUUGUUCUAGUCAUUGCUGUCACAACAAUUCACUCAUUUCAAGAGAAAAUCACGUUUUACACCAAUGAUUGUAGACUCAUUUAAACAAACUAGAGCUCAAAAUCCUGGAGUUUUACUGAAUAAUAAAAUGUGCAAUAUUACAUCCGUUAAUUUCUAUGAUGAAAACGCAUAAGAACUCCAAUCAUCUGAAUUCUUUUUAUUUACACUUUGUUGACAUUGAGACCAAAGACUAAUCAGAAUUUCAAUGUAUUUACCUCAACCUCCCCCCACAGACUCCAUACCUCUCAUUAGGCAGGAUAUGCAGGUUUAGUUGGUUAAAGCACAGACUGUACACAAAAGAUGGAAGUAGCCACUGUGACAUCACUCAUUGGUUAGCAAAUUCCUGAUCAUAUGCCUCAACCCUCAAUUUAAAAAAAAUAUUAUGUCAUUCUAUAUUCAGGUGGCUCCAUGGUGUAGCGAUUAAACAAGCCUUAUAUAUGAAAAACUAGCCAGUUCAAGAGGGGAGGAGCCAUUAAAUCCACCUCCAGGGUUUAAAAGCUACUGUAUUCCUUGCGUUGGCCCCAAACCUGGAUAAAUGAGAAGGUUGCAUCAGGACAAGCAUCCGGCCAAAUCAAAUAUGCGGAUCUACCUUGGAAAUGAGGGAACAGCAGUAGUACUUAAUUAUGUUAUAUUCAGUAAGAUUUGAAACUAUCAGCUAAGGCCAUGAACUGAUCAGAAAAAAGUUUGAGGUAAGAGAUCAACGGCGCCCAAGGGGAGUUUCCCGUAGACCUCUAAAUAUGAAGGUUGUGUUUUCCAAGCAGAGGAGUCGACCCCUGCUGGACAUUUAAAGAAAUUGCAGGUUUUCGCUCCAAACUGAUGUCACUUUUCAAACCAGGAAGCUACAUCCAUCCUUUGUGUACAGUCUAUGGAUUGAAGUGACACUGUGCAAGCAUUUUUGAUGUCAUAAAAAUUAGACAUCCCUGAUUAGCAUUUGCUAAAUCCUUCCCACCAUCAACGACUGUCCAGUAACUUUUUACAAUUCCAGGCACAGUAAAGCUUAAGCUUUGCAUUAUCAAUACAUUUAAAGAGUUCUACUGCCAGUGUCUCUUAGUAGCCUUUCUAUGAAUAACCAGAAUUACAAGAGGUAAAAUGUCAGUCAUUAGAAAUUAACAGUAUGCCUAUCUAACUAAUCUACUAAUUUCAAGUUUGCAUCAUCAGCUAACAAACGAGUCCUGGAAGAAGAGUUUAGGCUCGAUAUCGAUAUAUAUCAACAACUCCAGUCAGCACAGUGAUACCUGAGAUAGUGUUAUACAUUCACUCACUUCAAACAAACAAGGCAGUCUGCUAGUACCAGCAUAGUCACAACGUGUAAGCAGGUACACAACUAAAAAUACAACUACAACAGUAGUAAGCGCAUUUAAGCAACCAACCUUUGGGUUUUAGUUGCUUUGUUCAUUUUAGAGGAACCAGUACUUUGCCUGUUUGGUUAAAGUACAUGUUAAUCUACACGGAAAGCAUAGGGGCCUGUUUCGAAUCAAUACAUUCGCUUAUAUUUUAUAACAUGUGUGUUGGGAAUAUUUUAAUUCAUUGAACUUAUAUUAGCAAAGUUUUUCCUGUCAUUCUGAAAUUGGUUGUAUUGGGUUUUUUAAACAAUACUAAAGUCGCAGGUGGUGAAGUUGCCACCACGUUGUCCUGUGUCCUUGGAAAGAACACAUUCAAGUCCCACUAGGUGAGCGAAGUGAACAGAAUCACUUCCUAAAAAAUCUUUUUAAAUUAUUCCGUUUAGUUAAGGUCUUAGUUACAAGCAAGUUUCAAGCACAUGUACGGAGUGGGCAGUUCAAGUCGCGCGCUCACAUGGAGGCAAAUCUCUUCUCCAAGUAGUUUGGACAAGACAAUCAAUGGACUAAUUCAUCAAGCUGAUGCGAAGCCACAUGAGCAGAAAUCAUGCAGCGUUACUCUGGCCCCAUUUAAGUAAAAAAUAAGAAAACUCUACUGUCCGUGUUAAGUGAUGUCAGGUGAACGUCGGCUCUGAUUAAUAGACUCCGACUGUUAAAAUCAGGCCAAGCAAAUUCGAGCCCGAUGAUGAAGUUCAACUUAAAAGACUUUAAAAGUCAUUUUCACUAUCAAGCAAAGAAAAGUUUAAACUGCCAAAUUAGCAUCACCCAGAUUUGUCCUUGGGGUUUUGUGUGAAGUAACACUUGUUUAAUACUUUACUUUAGUGUGUUCAGAAAGAUAUGAUUUUCGAAGAGUCACACAAGGCAUAAAAUCUUAACUAUAUGAACUACAUCGUGGUCACAUGACUUUAACUUUAUGACUACUAAAUUUAGCCACUUGUUAUCAAACUCCUUAUUCGGGACUCACAAAAGCUGAAAAAUUCCACAGCUGGGAACGUCCUUAUGUUGUUAACCAAUGAAGACAUCCUAAAUAAUCCUUCCUUGUUGUGUUUAAAAUGAUCAUAAUUUACAAUAUGGAAUUUAUGUCCUAUUAUCUGAAACUACCAACUGAGCAAAUAAAGUCAUUAAUUUACUUAGUGUAGAGCUUUAAACAUGGCCAUGCGGCCCCUUGUAAAUAAGGGAGCAGCUGAAAGUAAAUUGUAUACUGAGGUCACAAAGCAAGGGAGGUGAGGGUAGUUUCACUAUAAACUUCUUUAUAACCAGAGGAGUCUCCACUUGCAGGACAUUUAAAAAAAAAAAAAUAGGUUCAAGGUACAGUCUGCGUCACUUUACAGAGCUAGAAGCUAUGUCUGCCUUUUAUAUUGUCUACGGCUCUGAGUCAUGUUAGGCUUUGUCACUCUAUACACUAGUCAUUCAGUCAGUGGAGCUAUGCAGCUGGGUCGUGGUUCGUGACAUGCAUCACAACAGUAUUUCUCUAACAAUUGUGAGCCAAUGGCUUCUCCACACCUCCAGGUCCAUUUUUUGUUUUUUAGUACCGGUAGAUCGAUCCCUGUGGAGAAAUGCUCUUUGAAAGUGAUCAAAUCAUCCACUUAUCAUACAGUGCCACCUGAAACUGCAAGUGUUUUUACGACUGCUGUGAAAAUGCAGUCCGAGAACGUGGCCGGAGGUCACAUUUGUUUGCACUGAACACAUUUACAAAAGCUGAAAACACUUCAGUCGCGCAGCAUUGCCAGAUGGAAAAAAUGUUAUCCUAGAGGCUUACAGUUAUUAAAUUUUGAGGAGCACUAUUGUACACAAGUCAGAUCGGUAAAAAAACAAUGUCAUGAGAGAAGAUGUGUGCAGGCACAGGUGUAAGCUGUAGUCCAUCGUCCUAAAAUGAGGCAGCCUCGGCUUAUUUCAACUACUAUGUGUUGUAAAAUAAUGAGAUUGUGAAAUAUUAUGAGACAUUUGCCACACAAGUACAAUAAUUAUCACGCUCUGGCAAUGCUCUGAUAGUGGAAACUGGGCUUUCUAGCAGCAAAGUCUUCACUUGCUUCACUGGACCUGACUAAUGGCUUUCACUCCCACUUUUAACAAACGCAGCACAGUUGUGUCAUUGGGAUUGGUUACUGCUGUUUUCUUUGCUCUCUUAUGAGUUGGAUUAAAUGAUGCUGAGUCACAGAUUCAGCAAAUGUUCCAGGAGCUCAACAUACAGAUACAAGAAUUGGAGUUUUCUUCCAGCUGUGAUGUUGGUUUUAUCUUAUCAUGACACUUUCAUAGCAAACAAUAAGACUCGAAAUCAUAAAGUAUCAUAGCUGUCUGUAAUUUCUGUAACUACUGUCGUUUUGAUUACAUUUGAAAUAAUAAAAA